CUAACGAUGAUGACGCAUUUGAGAAGUCUGAGAAAUAUAAAUACUAAACGAUUCUCUACAACACAAAUUCGUUCAUUUGCCAAUGAACCACCAAAAGUUGAAUACGACGAUAAGCAAGUGAAAGUAAAUUGGGAGAGUGGCAGAACAUCUAGUUUUCAUAAUAUUUGGUUAAGGGACCAUUGCAGAUCACCUCACUCGUUUCAUAGCAUAACGAAACAAAGGCUGGUGAAUACAUCACUCAUACCAUCGAAUAUUAAACCAAUCAAUAUAGAAUCGACUCCUUCUGGUUUGUCCAUCAAAUGGAAUGACGGUACAGAGCAACCAAGCUCUUAUCCUUGGAAAUGGCUCUAUCAGUCAAGUUACAAUCCUAAACUAGUCGAUGAUACUCAAUUAAGGAAGAAUGAAAAAGUAUUAUGGGACUCUAGAAUCGCUAACAACCCACCAACUAUACCAUAUGAGUUUGUCAUGAAUGAUGAUAAAGGUGUCUUGAAUUGGUUGUCUAAAAUUGAAAAAUACGGUAUUGGUUUUGUUGAUGGUGUAACACCUACCGCAGAAGCAACAGAAGAGUUAACAUCUCGUAUUGCCUUCAUUAGAGAAACCCAUUAUGGUAAAUUUUGGGAUUUUACGGCAGAUUUAAAACAUGGUGAUACCGCUUAUACAGAUAUCGCAUUAGGUGCACACACUGAUACAACCUACUUCACUGAUCCGAUCGGUUUACAACUCUUCCAUCUCCUCCAACCAGCAACUAGUGGUGGUGGUGAAAGUCUAUUCGUUGAUGGCUUUUACUGCGCUCAACAAUUAAAAGAAAAGGAUAUUAACGCUUUUAAUACACUAGUUAAUACACCUAUCCCUGCUCAUUCUGUUGGUAGUCCAGAAGCUAUCAUGCUUCCAUCGCAAAGAUCUGGAUACCCAAUUAUUAAUCUUGAUAACUUAACACAAGAUUUGUUGCAAAUUAGGUACAAUAAUGAUGAUCGAUCGGUUAUGACAAACCUUCAACCAGAAAUGAUCGAAGAAUUUUAUAGAAGUUUAAAACUUUGGAGUGAAAUUAUAACUGAUAGUGCAAAUGAAUAUUGGACACCACUAUCCGCCGGUAGAGUAGUUUUGUUUGAUAACUGGAGGGUCUUACAUGGAAGGGCAAGCUUUAAAGGGAAAAGAAGACUUUGUGGUGCUUACAUAAAUCAUGAUGAUUAUGCAAGUAGAUUAUUGACCCUUAAGGAAAAAUUUUUGGACGAGAAUUUGAGGAACACUCAUGGAACAUUGUUUUAAGUGAUUAAGUUCUGAAAUUAACUAUGACAUUCUAUCAAAAGUUAAUGCUUGUUGUAUAUAAAUUUUUAUCAAAAAAAUACAAACUAAUCACUGCGGUUGUAGUGCCUAU
Wallemia mellicola CBS 633.66 is the source of this 1375-nucleotide messenger RNA. Its product is annotated as Trimethyllysine dioxygenase. Gene Ontology annotation, biological process: carnitine biosynthetic process. The record is from RefSeq and is a predicted model, not a curated record. The transcript is spliced from 3 exons. Gene Ontology annotation, cellular component: mitochondrion. Gene Ontology annotation, molecular function: iron ion binding; trimethyllysine dioxygenase activity. Bases 7 to 1266 code for a protein of 419 amino acids. Lineage: Eukaryota; Fungi; Basidiomycota; Wallemiomycetes; Wallemiales; Wallemiaceae.